ACGUCAGGGACGGUCAGCGAUCGCCGCUUCACAAUAGAACGAGCCGGAAGUGAGCGAGAUGCUGCUGUUGGUGUGACUGGUCUUUUCUUGCUGCUCUGCCGCGUAACCUAGAGCGAGGGCAAAGUGUUGGCGACUUGGUCGCUGUGUUGUUGCCGGAAAAGAAGAGAUUAAAAACAGCCAGGAGACAGCUACAAACUCCCAGUUUGGAGAUUCUACAAACUAUAUACUUCCAUUUUUAAGAUUUCAAUACAACUUUAAAAAAAAUGCUGCCCUUCUGGUGAACCGGGGAAAAUUAAGCAAACAAAAAUGCCACUGUUCAAAUCACACAAAAGUCCAGCAGACAUUGUGAAGAAUCUCAAAGAGAAUAUGGCAAUGCUGGAGAAGCAGGAUAUUUCCGACAAAAAGGCUGAAAAGGCCUCUGAAGAAGUAUCAAAAUGCCUGCUAACCAUGAAAGAGAUUCUAUGUGGUACCAAUGAUAAGGAGCCUCAGACUGAAACAGUUGCACAGUUGGCACAGGAGCUAUACAAUAGUGGAUUGCUGAUAUCAUUAAUUGCACACUUGCAACUGAUAGACUUUGAGGGAAAGAAGGAUGUCACCCAGAUCUUCAACAACAUUUUACGAAGGCAGAUUGGUACUCGCACUCCAACAGUGGAAUACAUAUGUUCUCAUGAACAAAUCUUGUUUAUGCUUUUGAAGGGGUAUGAAACGCCAGAGAUUGCCUUGAACUGUGGAAUUAUGCUGAGAGAAUGCAUCAGACAUGAACCACUUGCCAAAAUAAUCCUUUACUCAGAGCAUUUUAGAGAUUUCUUUAAAUAUGUGGAAAUGUCAACAUUUGACAUUGCCUCAGAUGCUUUUGCUACAUUUAAGGAUUUACUCACUAGACAUAAAGUCAUGUGUGGACAGUUCUUAGAACAGAACUAUGAACUUGUAUUUAAUGACUAUGAGAAGUUGUUGCAUUCAGAAAACUACGUGACAAAAAGGCAGUCUUUAAAGCUUGUGGGAGAACUGCUUUUGGACCGACACAACUUUACAGUUAUGACAAGGUAUAUCAGCAAACCUGAAAACCUCAAACUCAUGAUGAACCUCCUAAAGGACCAAAGUAGGAAUAUUCAAUUUGAGGCUUUUCAUGUAUUCAAGGUUUUUGUGGCAAACCCCAAUAAAACGCAACCUAUUCUGGACAUCCUGUUGAAAAACCAGACCAAACUCAUAGAGUUCCUUAGUCAGUUUCAAGCAGACAGAACAGAUGAUGAUCAGUUUAAUGAUGAAAAGUCCUAUUUGAUCAAACAAAUCAGGGAUUUGAAAAGACCAGCACCUCAACAGUCGUAACACAUUUGGUGAUAGGAAGUUACAUCAGUGAAUGGAGCUUUAACUAUUUACCGCACCUGUGUACAAUUUGAUUACAUUUCUUUAUAGGGAAGGGAUUGUGUAGUAACAGUAACUCACUUCUAAUAUUUAUAUAUGAUAAAACUAAUUUUAUUCAUGCAUAUUGUCUUUGAGUGCCUGUAUAUUAGUUUGUUUUUCCUCUUACAUCUAUGGCUGUUUGUAAGUUUAGGAGUUUACAUACUCGUACGGUAGCAGUGAUUCUUUGCCUUGCUAGUUUUAAAUUUUUAAGUGACCAUGUCUGGGAUUUGUUUAGCGAGAGUUUGAUUAGUUGGCAACAGCCUUGGUGGCUUUGAUCUUGUUUGCUACUGUAUUACUAUGUAAAUUAGUUUUUAUUUUGAAUAUGUUUAUCACUAUGGAUAAGGCAAAGUCUGCAGUGCUAUCUGUUCACCAUGGUAAAUGCACAGAGCUUGCUACUUUUUAAAUGAUUCUGACUUGCUUUAAGAAUGGGCUUCCUAAAUCAUCUUGACUUGAUCCUGUUGAAAGUUCCCACACUGCAUUAGAUUAGAGGUCUAAGGUAUGUAAGCUUAAUGUUAAGAGCAGACACCCUAUGCCUAUCCAUGUAAACCUACUCCUUUAUAUUGGUACACAAUUUUUAUUGUGAACAAGUCAGCUUAAAUUGGUAAAGAAUGAUUGGUGAGUCUUUAUGUAGAAAUGUCCCAGUCAUUAUUUUAUUUGCUUGGAAGGGGUCAAGCUGUAAUUUAAUUUUAUGGUUGCACAUAUUGUUUUUCUUUCCAAAACGUGUAAUUGUACAUAUGUGGUUGCAUUCAAUGAAUACUCGUUACACUGUAUGGCUGCAUUUAGAAGUAAUUGCUCUGAUGGUCAGCUCUUCACAAUCACAAAACAGCCUAAUUUGAGUACUUUUUAAAUAAAAUAAUGAAAAGCUUAAUCAGUUUUUUUGUGUUAAAUGAUUUAUGCUUUGCCAAAAUUAUUUUACUUGGGUUCACUUUUAAAGAUAUAAUGUGAAUUCUGUAUUAUUUUGAGGGGUUAUUUGCUCGUUAAAUUGCUAACCAUAUGUUUUUGCAUUUCAAGUCAGAUGCUUUGGGGAAAUUCUUUCUGUACCGCCACUACGAAGUUGUGAAACAUUGUACCAGCCUUAUUACUGAAGUAAACAAUCUGGAGAGUA
This is a messenger RNA of Chiloscyllium plagiosum (whitespotted bambooshark), 2506 nucleotides long. NCBI's taxonomy places the organism in Eukaryota, Metazoa, Chordata, Chondrichthyes, Orectolobiformes, Hemiscylliidae. The record is from RefSeq and is a predicted model, not a curated record.